AUGAAGUCUAAAUUCAUAAUUGGGUUGGUGCUGUUAGGCUGUGUGGUAGUGACAUGGCUGUUUGGCCAACUCUAUCAGGAGCUUCUCAACGCUUAUGAGCAAAAUGGCACACUUACUCAGUCUGAAUACUCUUGGGUGUUCCGCUUAUUGUUAAACUGUACAGGAUACUCCACUGUUCUUCUGCCCGCAUUUAUUCUAUAUAAGUAUCUUGAGAGGAUAAAUUAUUUUGAUAAAAUAUCAAACAGCACAUGUUUGUCCCGGAUGCUUCAUGCAUGUUUUGCAGAACAACCUGAACGACUACCAGAGAAUGUUAAACCAAAAGAGGACGGCAAAAGAGAAACACUUGAACUUCUAUUUUGCUUCACUGGUCUGAUGGGAGCCUAUCUUGUAUGGGGACUUUUGCAGGAAAAGAUUAUGACGCAGGACUACGUGGUAUCUGACGGUACGGUGGUCCGUUUCAACGACUCGCAGUUCCUAGUGUUUAUAAACCGACUGUCGGCAUUGGCUUUAGCAGCAGCGCGACUACGCUGGACAGGGCAGCCAAUCUUCGUGGCGCCGUUGUACAAGUUCUCCUACUGCUCGCUCACGAAUAUCGUUAGCGCCUGGUGUCAGUAUGAGGCGCUCAAGUAUGUCAGCUUCCCCACCCAGGUGCUGUCCAAAUCGUGCAAAGUGAUCCCCGUGAUGCUGAUGGGAAAGUUGAUCUCACGCAACAAGUAUGAAGCGUAUGAGUACGGUACCGCGGUACUGAUCUCUGCUGGCAUGGUGCUAUUCAUGUUCGGCAGCCAGGAAUCACACGCAGCCUCGGCCUCCACGGGCCUCUCGGGUGUAGCCCUGCUGGCGUUAUACAUGUCAUGUGACAGCUUCACAUCGUCGUGGCAGAGCGCGCUCUUCUCGCGGUACUCGCUGCGUCCGCUGCAGAUGAUGUGCGCCGUCACACUGUGCUCGUGCGCACUUACCGCCGCCGCACUCCUGCGCACUCCGCACCCCGCCACCACCUUCGCCCUCCUGCAGCACCCGAUGUUCGUGGUGGACUGUUUGAUGCUAUCGGCCAGUUCGGCGGUGGGGCAGGUGCUCAUCUACCGCACUAUUGCGAGGUUCGGAGCUGUCGUUUUCACCAUUAUUAUGACGCUAAGACAGGCAGUGUCGAUAUUGGUGUCUUGCGCAGUGUACGGACACGCGGUGUCACUCGGGGGGGGCUGUCGGUGUGACACUUGUGUUUGCAGCUGUUUUCCUGAGAAUGUACUGUCGACGGAGAGCGAGGGCCGUUCCCAUUCCUCUAAAACCUGCGUAGAAAUACAACUUAGUACUUAA
Messenger RNA from Leptosia nina, 1311 nucleotides. NCBI's taxonomy places the organism in Eukaryota, Metazoa, Arthropoda, Insecta, Lepidoptera, Pieridae. The record is from the annotation of a GenBank genome assembly.